AUGACCAAGAAAAGAAGGAAUAAUGGUCGCGCCAAAAAGGGCCGCGGCCACGUGCAGCCUAUUCGCUGCACCAACUGCGCUCGUUGUGUGCCCAAGGAUAAGGCCAUUAAGAAGUUCGUUAUUCGGAACAUAGUAGAGGCUGCCGCCGUCAGGGACAUUUCCGAAGCGAGCGUCUUCGACGCCUAUGUGCCUCCCAAGCUGUAUGUGAAACUACAUUAUUGUGUGAGUUGUGCCAUUCACAGCAAGGUAGUCAGGAAUCGCUGUCGUGAAGCACGGAAGGACCGAACACCCUCACCCCGAUUUAGACCUGUGGGUGCUGCCCCAUGA
Molecule: messenger RNA, 327 nt
Organism: Zalophus californianus (California sea lion)
Lineage: Eukaryota; Metazoa; Chordata; Mammalia; Carnivora; Otariidae
Product: 40S ribosomal protein S26-like
Exons: 1
Coding region: 1-327 (108 amino acids)
Biological process (GO): translation
Cellular component (GO): cytosolic small ribosomal subunit; ribosome
Molecular function (GO): mRNA binding; structural constituent of ribosome
Source: RefSeq, a predicted model, not a curated record